AUGCUGUGGCUGCUGCUCUGCCUUCUUCCCGCCUCAGUGGGCUGCAACACAAUCCAGCUUCCCUACCAGUCCGGAGACCGGCAAGCAGCGGGCGAGGUUGCCGUGACAACCAGGCCUCACAUCUACUACUGCCGCUCACCCAACAUGGAAGUGUUCACCUGCUGGUGGCAUCCACUGGCCAACCUGACGGAUGGCGAGGAGGUCACCUACGUGCUCACCUAUUCCAAAGACAAAGGGACCAAACGAGAGUGUCCGGACUACGUGAGCGCAGGUGCCGACAGCUGCCAUUUUGACAGCAGCCACACGUCCAUAUGGAACUACUACUGCAUGAACGUCACUGCGGUAACGGCCCACCGAAAUUUCACGUCGCAGGAGCACUGCUUGGACGUGGCUGAGAUUGUUCAGACCGAAGCACCGGUUAACCUAACGUACGACCUGAUGGACGCCGGCGGGGACGAGAUGGGUCAUGACCUUCUGCUCUCCUGGGCUUAUCCGGUGCCCUCCGACCUGAAGUACGGUUGGAUUACACUGGUGUACGAGCUGCAGUACAGACUGGUUAGCGAGCCUGACAAGUGGAAGGUCAAGGAGUCACUGCGAGAGCCUCAAGUCAAACUGCUCGGCGUCUCCGUCAACGACUAUGUGGUUCGCGUCCGUUGUCGCUCACACAACUAUGGCCUUUGGAGCCAAUGGAGCAAGCCGAUACUUGUGAGCGUUCCCGCCCGGGCCCCGGCAGAUAAACUGCUGGUGCUCAUUCUGGUGAUGAGCGUCAGCGUGGUGGUGCUGUUGGCCAUCGCCGUGCGUGUCCUUCCACAGUGUGUCAGAGUAAAAGACUUCUUCCUGCCGCCUAUUCCAAAACCGCGCAUCAUUGGUAUUGACCCACGGCUCCUGAAGAAAGGGAACUUGGAUGAAAUCAGCCACCACCUCACUACAUUCCACUGCUUCAUGCCUCCCAGCUUCAUGGAAACAGAGGUGUGGGAUCAGGUGACCCCUGACAACAUCCACCUUGCCACACCCAAAGAGUGCCCACUUCCCACCGAGUCGCCCAGCCAGGCGUCGGGUGCCUUCAUCGUCCCAAACACCUUGACGGCCACCCCGACAUACCAUCCAGCCGGCAGCCUGAAGAGCCCCUACUGCAUGUCUCCUCCUCAAGCGUUUGCGCCACCGGCGGCGCCGCCUGCCUGGCCGGGUAUUGAUUACGUGCCAGGGAGCGGCUACAGCACCACCAGCCAGCCCACAGAACCACCGGCCGCCAUUACCAACGUGUUCCAGCGGCAGGGUUUCUACAGCUGUGUACAGCUCAUGCGGGACAGCCACGAGCUGCAUUUGGUGCCUUGCCUGCCUCCGGCGUAUUGCGAGCUGCCGACUCUCCCCAAGCCGGAUGCGAAGGCAAAGGACGAAGAAAAAGGCGGAUGA
Nerophis lumbriciformis (worm pipefish) is the source of this 1413-nucleotide messenger RNA. Its product is annotated as prolactin receptor-like. Gene Ontology annotation, cellular component: external side of plasma membrane. The record is from RefSeq and is a predicted model, not a curated record. Gene Ontology annotation, biological process: cytokine-mediated signaling pathway. NCBI's taxonomy places the organism in Eukaryota, Metazoa, Chordata, Actinopteri, Syngnathiformes, Syngnathidae. Gene Ontology annotation, molecular function: protein binding; cytokine receptor activity.